CUGUUCUCUCUCCCUAUCGCUCUCUAUCACCGCCUUUCAGAUCUUUAAAAGCUGCUGCUUGCUGUCUCUCACUCGUUCUCCGUUUGUAUCCUCUGGCACUGCAGGGGAGUCCUGGCUGCCUCGCCACUGCACAGGCUGAGCACCAAGCAAAGCUGAAAAGCGAGCAAAGAAAACAGAGAAGGGGAAAGAGAAAUAGACUUCCAGAAAUAGCAUCAGCAGCCACGUACGGCCGAACAGUGCAUGAGGACCAGAGACCCGGACGCAAGAUGUCUCUCCUCUUUAACUUGAUGUCUGUUGUCCUGUUGCUCAUCGUCCACUGCAGUUCCUGGUCCCUGGCCAGCCGCAUGGGCCCCCACAAUAACUGCCUGACCUGCAAAGACAGCCAUUCCUUGGGUGUGGGUAGGGCCUCCAGAGACCACGCCGGGGCGGCCAGCACGACCAUCCUGGCAUUAGGGGAACCCUGCGGGGUAUACACCAUGAGCUGUGCCAAGGGGCUUCGCUGCGUGCCCCUUCCGCGUGAGCAAAGCCCCCUCCAGGCUCUGCUGCAGGGCAGAGGGCUUUGCGCCAAACAGAGCAAAUUCAGUCCCACCGACAGGCCCCGCCCCACAGGGCCCCAUCCUUCACAUAGUGGUGAAAUAGAAAAGGCUCCAUGUCGUAAGCGGCUCAACACUGUGUUGCGAGGUCUUGAGCUUACCAUUUUUCAGUCCGAUCGUGACAUCUACAUCCCCAACUGUGACACUCGAGGGUUCUACAGGAAAAAGCAGUGUUGGUCCUCUAAAGGUAUGCAGCGUGGAAAUUGCUGGUGUGUCGACGAGCUGGGCAACGCUGUGCCAUCACGUGCUGGGGAAGAUGGCAUUUUACCAUGUGAUGGAGAGUGAGGUCAGCGACGGCUCCACAGCUCUGAGCCUGGAGGAAGAGGACGAGGAGGAGUACAGGGAGAGGGGAUGACUUCAGCUCGGUGCAAACACUGCCUGACCAGGACACACCAGGGAUAAACCACUUCACAUGGAAAGGGCCCUCACCAGACUGUCCAGACCUUCAUAUGGAAGGUUCACAUCACUGCCAUAAACCUCAAAGUCCUCAAUGUCACAAACAGACAGUAAAAGCACAUAGAAACAAUAACCACUUCAAGUUUAAGUUGAGAUAGGUUGGCUUUUACGGAGAGCUAUUGAAUCUGGGGCCCUAUAGUACAACAUCUUGUGUGUGAUAGCUUUCAGUGCAUGUUCUCUCAUUAUGUUCUUUGUUUUUUCUUUCUCAGUGGGCUCUAAUACGUUUACGCAGAUGGGGCGAUGAUGUCCUCUAUCCCCUUAUCGUCCCCUCUUCCCCUCUCCAACAAUACACUGACUAUGCUUAAAGGAAUAGUUAAUUAUGUACUCAUCUUACUCAUGCCAUUACAAACCUGUAUGCUGUUAUUUUUCCAAAGAACACAAAAGGAGACAUUCUGAAGAAUCUUUGUGCAGCUCCAUUCCAAGAAAUUCUAAUUGAUCGCAGCUUUCAAGCCAUUAAAAAAAGGAAAACAAAACCCACCAUAAAAGUUGUCCAUGUGACUCAUGUGCUAUUUUCCAAGUCUUCUGAAACCAUAUAAUAUUACAUUUGUUUUAUGUCACUAUGAAAUCUCAUUCAUGUAUGAGUUCAGAGUCAAAAAUGCCACAUUGAUGAAUUGUGCUAGUUAAACAUAGGCUUACUGAUGCCAAAACAUCAUUGAUUCUCGAAUAUGUCAUAACCAAACACAACACGCCAAUUUGAGGAUGCAGAAUGAGAUUUAAUAGCUGCAGAAGUGAAGAUUUUCAAUUGAAAAAGACUUAUUUUUCACACAAAGUUAUCGUAUGGCUUCAGAAGACUUGGAAUAUAGUGCAUGAACUAUACUUUUAGUAUGCACUACUUUUAUGUUGUUUUUUUAUUGGUGUUUUUGUCAUUUUUGGAGCUUGAUAUGUUCAUGAUGUGGCCACUUUUUGUCAUUGGAUUCUUCAAAAUGUCUUCAUUAGUGUUCCAUGGAAAAAUAACAGUAUUUGGUUUGGAACAACAUGAGGGUGAGUAAAUAAUGACAGCGUUUUCAAUUUGGGGUGAACUAUUCCUUUAAGAAAAUGGAAUAUACCUUUUGAUCUAAUUUAUUUUGAACUAUUACAAAAUUCCCUUGAAUACUUUCACUGAAGACUUUAAAUAACUUUUAAAUCGUACACAUUGACAUAUCAAGACAUCAAAAUGUUAUCAUGUGUUCAAAUAAUUUGGGAACUCUAUUCAAUUUCAUUACUAUGACACUCUGACUGCAAAUACGUGUUGUGGAUUAUUUGUACAUAAGUGAGGUUUUCGUGGUUGGUUGUGUCAUAAGGUGGAACUAUUAUUGAAUGCUGAUGGCUGUUACCUUUUUUGAGAAGUUGUAAGGCAUAUUUUUAUAUAUUUCAAUAUGCUGCUUAUAUAUAUAUAUAUAUAUAUAUAUAUAUAUAUAUAUAUAUAUAUAUAUAUAUAUAUAUAUAUAAAUAUAAAUUGCUGGUUUAUUUAAUGAACUAUAAUGCCAUGUAUUUUUAUAUUGUCAGCAGUUUUUCAUUGUUAACAGAGUUUAUUUGAUUUGCUAAGAGAGUGAGCGCCAUGUAUUUGUGACACCUUAAUAAGAGAUAGCAAACUAUGACAAAUACACAAAUUAAGCACAUCCCUUAGAGAGCAAUUACUGCUGUACAUGUGUUUGUUUCUAUAAAAUGAUUAUUUCAUUUCACGACUGUUUCACUAUUUAUGUUGAUCUGUAGACCCUUCAGUAUUUGAACGUGUUAUUAUAUAGCUUAAUCUUGUUUUGCGUUUCAGUUUUGUUCAGAAUUCAGCAUUUACUCAUUCCCACAAAUUCAUUGAGAGUAAGUACAAAAUAAUGUUGUAUCUAUAAUGUGCCAGUCAUUGUGGGCCCUUUAAAAGGAAGAUCUGCAAAAAACAAAAAAGUGUGCAAGAUCUAUGAGAAAAAAAUAAACUGAUACAAAGACAAAUAAAAGCAUAU
Molecule: messenger RNA, 2980 nt
Organism: Xyrauchen texanus (razorback sucker)
Lineage: Eukaryota; Metazoa; Chordata; Actinopteri; Cypriniformes; Catostomidae
Gene: igfbp6b
Product: insulin-like growth factor binding protein 6b
Exons: 4
Coding region: 267-878 (203 amino acids)
Biological process (GO): regulation of insulin-like growth factor receptor signaling pathway
Cellular component (GO): extracellular region
Molecular function (GO): insulin-like growth factor II binding; insulin-like growth factor I binding; fibronectin binding
Source: RefSeq, a predicted model, not a curated record